Molecule: messenger RNA, 1819 nt
Organism: Aedes albopictus (Asian tiger mosquito)
Lineage: Eukaryota; Metazoa; Arthropoda; Insecta; Diptera; Culicidae
Product: esterase B1
Exons: 5
Coding region: 31-1755 (574 amino acids)
Molecular function (GO): serine hydrolase activity
Source: RefSeq, a predicted model, not a curated record
UGAGUCGAUGUCAAGGUCGAUCAGCACAAAAUGCUGGAACGCGCGCUGACGGUUUUGAAAAUUGCCUUUGGAUUGAUCGUGUACCUGAUCAAGGGCAAGUAUCUUAAGUUGAGGCCAAUAGCAAAUCAGCCGAUUGUAUCGAUCCGGCAGGGUAAGCUCCGUGGAAUAAGUGCUCAACUACCGAAUGGAUCGCGUUAUCACUACUUCAAGGGUGUGCCGUAUGCCAAGCCACCCGUGGGAGAUUUGCGCUUCAGGCCACCGGUUCCGCUAGAGAAGUUCGACACCCCGGUGCUUGAUUGUGUGGUGGAACGCAGCGAUUGCAUACAGCGUGAUCUGUUCACCAACCGAGUUGUGGGGUCCGAGAAGGGGCUUUACCUGAAUGUGUUCACACCAAGUAUCGGCGAUGAAUCCGAGCAAAGGUUUCCGGUAAUGAUCUACAUCCACGGAGGUGGUUUUAUAGCCGGCACUGGGAGCAGCUUCUUCUAUGAUCCAGUUUACUUUGUGCAAGAGGGCGUGGUCGUUGUGACAUUGAACUAUCGCUUGGGACCUCUGGGAUUCCUAAGCUUUCCUAGUGCAGGAAUCAGCGGCAAUGCCGGCUUGAAGGAUCAAUUAUUGGUGUUUAAAUGGGUGAAGGAGAACAUUUCUCAAUUUGGCGGAGAUCCAAACAACGUGACGGUGUUUGGCGAAAGCGCUGGAAGUAUAUCGACGUAUCUACACUACCUUUCCAAGAAUUCCAGCCAAUAUUUCAAUCGAGUAAUAUGCCAAAGUGGAAUUCCUAGCACCGAAACGUUUUUCCAAACGGCUGGUGAUGAGAAAGCUCGAGCUUUGGCGAAAAUCCUUGGCUACAACGGUUCUUCAGAUGCAGAAGUUUUGCAAACGUUGCUGAACGCGCCUGCGGAAGAUCUUAUCAAAUACCAGCACAAAGUCCUAACGCCCGAAGAGAAACGAAUGGGCGUUCACUUUGCUUUCAUGCCGGUGAUCGAAGCUACGGAAUCUGAAGACAGCAUAAUCACGGAAACCCCAGAAACAAUCAUAAAAUCAUCACGCAGCCUGCACAAACCCAUCAUUGAUGGAUGUAACAGUGGAGAAGGGAUCUUGUCGUUGUUUUUGAUGAACAGAAGAGUCCACUUGGGGAAUGUAGAUCCAGCUCGUUUCGUUCCAAUUUUUUUGAAAUCUUCAAAAGAUGUUGAUCGGACGGAGCUGGGACAGCAAAUAAAGAGGUUUUAUUUCGACGACAAACACGUAAAUAAAAACACCCAUAAUGAGUUGUGUGACGUGAUGGCGGAUAAUUAUUUCAUUACCAACUCAGUCAUCAACAGCGAAUGGCUGGCAAAGUAUCAGCCUAACGUGCCGCAUUACCACUACCGAUUCACAUUCGAUGGCCAGUUCAGUCUAACGAAAAAACUGUUCAACCAGACACAUCUGAAAGGAGCGUGCCACGGAGAUGACGUGUUCUAUAUGUUCAGUCCACCGUACUUGCCCAAACUUCCAGAGACUAGCGAUGAGUGCUCCAUUCGCAGAACAUUUGUUAGAUUGUGGACAAAUUUUGCAAAGUACGACGACCCAUCUCCCGAUCAUGACAAGGAUUUGCAGAUCAAGUGGAAACCGAUAUCAAAAACGAACAACACCUCUACCGACUUUAAACUGGAAUGCCUGGAAAUUGAUAAAGUUCCUAAGAUGAUCGAAGAUCCGUUUCCAGAGCGAAUCAAAUUCUGGAGAAGUCUACUGGACACUCAUCGAAACAAUUUUCUGUGAUAUUUUGCAUCGAAUCGAAGAAUAGCGUUAGAGUUUAGUGGCCGACCAUUUUAUUAAGAAAUAA